AUAGUUGCAGUUGCCAGCUGGAUUUUUGAUUGCCAGACAAGACUGAGCUUGUGGCUGUCAUGUAGGCUACAGAUAUGUUUGUUGAAAAUGGAGAAGGAAUUAAUCACAGAAAUGAGGAGAACUUCAGAACUAAGUGAAGAGUUAUUGAUCAAAGCAAAAGAAGAGCUUGGUGAAACUGAUAACAUUAGAGAAGAGAGUUUGAUUCUUAUAAAAGAGUGGAUUCAAACUCAAAUCAAUGAUUACUCCAAUUUAGAUGAUUUAUCAAUACGUUGGUUUCUCCGUGGCUGCAAAUUUGAUUCAAACAAAACAAAGGUUCGAAUUGAAACCUUUUACAGUUUCCGUUCUAAAGUAACUGAAUGGUACUCAAACAGGGACCCUUUACUCCCUGAACUCAUGGAGCUUCUGAAUCUUGGAACAAUCCUGCCUUUACCAGGACGUGAUGAUGAAGGAAGGAAGGUUAUUGUGAUUCGAGCAAGUAUCCAUGAUCCUUAUAAACACAAGCAAGAUGAUGUACUCAAAAUCAUGAACAUGGUUGUAGAACUUUUGUGCCGUGAUGACGAAGCCAUAUCUGUCACGGGUGUGGUUUGUAUUGUGGAUUUGAAAGGGGUUGGAAUGGGUCAUGCGAUGCAAAUGACACCUUCGAUGAUUCGUAAAGCAGUGAAUUCAUGGCAGGAUGUGAAUCCAAUUCGCACCAAAGCAAUGCAUUACAUUAAUACUCCCUUGAACGUUCAUGUUAUAAUGAACAUUUUCAAAACAUUCAUGAAAGAAAAGUUACGCCGUAGAUUGCAUUUACAUCGAGGUGAUGUCAAAAAAGUUCUCGUUUCCCUCAUUCCUUGUGAUAUUUUGCCACCAGAAUACGGCGGUCGCGGACUCUCAGUCGAAUCUAUAUCAAAUGAGUGGAAAGAACGUGUCAUAUCGAACAGAGACUGGUUCAUGAACCCAGAAAAGCACGGACCUUUUUCUCCAUUCUGAAUGUUUGACAGUAUGUUUUUUGUUCGAUUCCAUUAAGACAAUUUAUUAUCUACAUUACUCUUACUGCUACCAGUGUUCCAAAUAUAUAUUGUGCAUUUGGUAUAAGAUAUCAUGCGGGGGAGAAAUCAGGGUUUUUUUUUAGUAUGAUUCUCUGUGUGUCUUUGAAAUUGCUUGAAAAAUACCCGAUGUUUCUUUAUUGUGUUUUAUCAUGGCUUUCGUUCGUAAUACGACUACACGAUUUAAAAACAUUA
Messenger RNA from Daphnia pulex (common water flea), 1223 nucleotides. Its product is annotated as retinol-binding protein pinta-like. Gene Ontology annotation, cellular component: membrane. The transcript has 10 exons. NCBI's taxonomy places the organism in Eukaryota, Metazoa, Arthropoda, Branchiopoda, Diplostraca, Daphniidae. The record is from RefSeq and is a predicted model, not a curated record. Gene Ontology annotation, molecular function: phosphatidylinositol bisphosphate binding. Bases 88 to 972 code for a protein of 294 amino acids.